This is a messenger RNA of Fusarium mangiferae, 399 nucleotides long. RefSeq lists its product as uncharacterized. The coding region runs from base 1 to 399 and encodes 132 amino acids. The record is from RefSeq and is a predicted model, not a curated record. NCBI's taxonomy places the organism in Eukaryota, Fungi, Ascomycota, Sordariomycetes, Hypocreales, Nectriaceae. The transcript is spliced from 4 exons.
AUGCAAUAUGCCACUCUCAUGAGGUUUGUUAUUGUCAAACUGUUCAUCCGUCUGCCUAUCAGCUCAACCAUCCUCCUCUCCAAACUUCAAAGCACAUCAAAUCGUAACUUGUUGUUAUACUUACUAAUGCGUGGUCACGGUGCAAUUGCUACAUCGGACAUGUUCGCAGUUCGUGCAAAUGUAAUACGUGACUGGUUCAGGAGCCAUAUUGGGCUACCUAAAGAUGCAAUCAGUUUGACUUACACCCAUUUCCGAGCUCCAAAACGGGCUCGAAGCUCGAGCUUUAUUCCGAUGCGGCUCUGCGGUCGACUGACACUCAAGGCUCGGGGUUACCGCGAAGGAUGCAACCCAACGCCGCCCGGGGUACCAAUGAGAAGUCUCGUUUUCCCAGAAACGUGA